Molecule: messenger RNA, 777 nt
Organism: Darwinula stevensoni
Lineage: Eukaryota; Metazoa; Arthropoda; Ostracoda; Podocopida; Darwinulidae
Source: the annotation of a GenBank genome assembly
AUGAGCAGUGCCUUCAUACGGAAGCUCACCACCCGCAUGAAAGUACAGAGGCAUCGCCAGAAGCAUCCAAAGAGGUGUCUCCCUAACAAAGAAGUUGCUGCCUCUACAAAAGUGGACAUUCCUGAAAUUUCUGUUGAAGAUGCACUCAGGGAAUUGGCUGAAAUGACGAGAACCAUGCAGGCAGGUCUGCCCUUUGACCAUCAGCACGUAGACAUUCUUCUUUCCCUCACCUUCAAUUCAAGAAAGAGCAUUCCCAUAGAUGUCCUCCAACCUUUCAUGUGUCACAAGACAGUGCUUUCAGGAGAAGUUGCAAGGUGGCUUCAUUCAGCUUCAUUUUCAACUCUGCUCAAGAAGUUGACUGAUGCCCUUGACAAGUUUGCCAAUGCCUUCCAGGAGAAGGCAGCAAUAUUAUCAGUGCAAGAGUUCCUUAGUCGUCGUAGUGUCAUGUCAAGACUCAUUUUGAAGGAUGACUGCAGCAACAGGGCUGCAAAAAAGCUUCUGGGGCCACACUGCCUGCUGCAUCUUGAUCAGUCAGUGCAAUUCACAUUUUCUGCUACCUCUCAAGUCACUGUGAAGGAUGUGUCCCCAGAAGAAGGAGCAAUAAUAUGCUUGGGAUUCUACUUCAUGAGAGACAUAUCCUAUCCUGCAGCAUAUGGACAGUUACUUGGCUUUCUUCAAAGUGUUCUGCUCAAUGAUUCCUUUUCACAUAAUCUUCAAAGUGUAAAGCUCAGAAAUCUGUUAGAGAAAGUCUGUUAUAAAUCUGCUGGAGUUGUCUGA